This is a messenger RNA of Puntigrus tetrazona (Sumatra barb), 2795 nucleotides long. RefSeq lists its product as uncharacterized. The coding region runs from base 386 to 1207 and encodes 273 amino acids. The record is from RefSeq and is a predicted model, not a curated record. The transcript has 3 exons. NCBI's taxonomy places the organism in Eukaryota, Metazoa, Chordata, Actinopteri, Cypriniformes, Cyprinidae.
GUACAUCGCUGACGCUUUCUUGAGGGCUGAACUUUGCCCACACCCUCCACAUACACUUCCAGCACUCGUUAACGCCAAAUCCUCCUGGUUGUGUGACAUCUCCCCGCGGAGGCGUGCCCAUGCCGCUCAAAUACAGCGCUGCAGACGCGCGCCUGACUCAUUGGGUUUGUCAAAGCGCACAGUGAGGUAAGCGGAGCCGCGUUGCCCACGCCGAAGAGAACAUGCGAUUGUCUCCGACCGUUUCCACUGCCGACAUCGAGAAACAGCGCGUUCGUCUAAGCGUACGGUGAAGCGCAUUUGCCGAUGUAGGUGAGAAAAGUUUUACUGGGUGAUAAAAGCUACGACGGUUUGGACAUCUUUCCACUGCGCUGUUUGUGGAGGACGCAUGAUUUACCUGUGCCGGACCAAAAGCGAAGAUUGCAUGAAAGAUCUCAAGGCUGUACUGAGCUGCGCCACACUGGGAGGCUUACUGGAUAAGCAGAAGAAGCAUCCCUGUGACUGCAAAAAAGUGUCUCCGCUUCUGUCUACUCCCACAAUGGCCCUGGCCUCCUUCCAUCUGAUGCAAACUCUAAAGAACUCUCCGGCGGCUCUGCGUCGACGAUUCCGUCGCGACCGAACGGAGAGCCUGUCUCACGGCGAUCCCCUCUUCAAGGUGCACUACCUCGGCACCAAGAAGAUCUUCUCCUUGGACUUGGAGCAAGCGGAGGAUGCCAUCGACCGACUCCUAGAUGGAGUCCCUGGAAAACUUUCUAAAGAUCACGCCCUAGUAGUGCGACCCCGAUACGUCGAGGUUAAAGAACUGAGCACUGGAAGGCAGCUCACCAAGACCUACUUGCAGGAUAUCGCGUACUGCGCCUCGCACACUGCCAGACCCAAUGUGUUUCUGUACAUCUGCAGGCAGCCCGGUCAGCAGCUGCAAUGCAGAGUAUUCUGGUGCAGUCGGGCAGAAAGGGCGAAGGACAUGACAGCCUGCUUGGCGAUGUCGUUUCAGCGGGCGCUAAAUGACUGGCAAGGUGGAUGUGCCACAUUGCCGCAAGUGGAAGGGAUCACUAAAGAGCCAGAGAUUUCUGGUACGCCCACUGCAACAAAGGGGUCAACACUGCCAGCUAGUCUGGGAAAAGUCCGUUGGAAGAAGAGAGGGUCGGUGUCCCGCAGUCCUCUCCGUGCCAUUUCCAGAAGAGGUUCUGCCAGUGACAACUGGCACUGAUGGUCCCUGUCCCACCCUGAACCUUGACCACAUUAAUUUUGUGAUGCUUGGGAUUUUCCAGCAUGGAAUGUGAGGAAAAGGACAACCACACUUACAACUGGUGGAACUUUUGCCACUCAAGUUCAGAGUCUGUAUUCUAAACAGACACUGCAUUUGAGUUUACUGAUUUACCAAAGUGAUAAAAUGGUUUAGAAAAUGUAUGGCUUUAGUCAUGCUGGUUGAAAUUUCAUCUCAGUUUGCUUAUGGACUAUGAGACGCCACCAAAAGUUCUCACCUGAGCUGAACUGGUGUCUAGUUUUAAAGCCUUGUAUGUAUUACAGAGUUGAGUUUUUCAAGUCAGUCUCCUCCUGUGUGUACACUACAUGUCUGGGUAGUGAUGAGCAGUCCGACAGGCUUUGUUUGUAAUAGGUGUCAGGUGAGAAUCUAUGUGGGAAGUGGGUGGAUGCAUGAUGGUAAACAGCAACUGGACCAGGACAUAUAACUAAGCGCUUUACAAAAGUGUUUCUACCCCAAAUGCACAAAGGAAGCAAUGCUUUUAUAUGCUGUAAAUGGCCGGUUUAUUCAGUUUUAUUCUAAACUACUGUAUGCUUUCUCCUGCUUUUUUUUUGUUGUUUUUUAGAUGGCCAAAACCUCCACACAUUAUUACCAAUGAUUGAAUUAUUACACUCUCAAUUGGACAAUCAUGUAUUUUUACAUACUGCAUAAUUGUAUAGUGGCUUGACAAUCAGGUUGUAAUUUGGCUUUUUGGUACUGAGAUUCUUGUUCUUGGUUGUCUAUCAUAGCCAUAUCGUGCUUUGCCCAGUUCUACCUCAGUUUGCCAUUUUUAUUCAGCUUUGAACUUAAAGCGUAGAAUGUAAUUCCAAAAAGAUAAUGAAAAAUUAAGUUAAAAUGAGAACAUCCUUUCUAUGCACCUGGUUCCAGCAGUUUUUGAUGCCAUCAUGGCUCAUGUACCCCACCCCCGAUUUUUAUGUAAAUGCAAGUUGUUUUACUACAUUAGCCCAUUUUUCUUUGAGAAGAAAAAAAGCCCAGGCAACAGCUUAUGACAUCAGAAUGCUGACUGAUUCAAUAGUAUGCUUGCAUAGAGAGUCAUGUCCUUGAAAAAGCAGCAUCUUUGUACUGCAGUUAUAUGCAAGGAAGCAUUUUUAAGUGGCCUGGUUACAUAAACCAAGUAUUUUAAAGGACACCCUGCUUCGCAUGACUGGAACAAUCAAGAUUUCCUAGUACAAAAGAUUGUCCAGCUCCAUAAAGUAGCUAUUUUUUUUAACACGGUUACAUACGCUCACUAAGAAUAUAUCGGUAGUAUACAGUCAGUGCCUCACGUUAUUAGAAAUUCUGCCUCGUGUGUUAGGCCAAUUACAUCAAAGGAUUUCUUUUUUUCCAUUUUAUCCUUAUGGAUUUUAUUUAAAGUUAUUUAAACUGUAUCUCGCAUUACAAUGACCUCAGAUCUGUUGUUGGAUCUGUUCUGUCUGCUCUAUGAGGUGUUUAAUGUUCUAUGAAUGUUCUUGUACCUUAUUUUAAAACCUAUUUUUGUGUAGAUAUUUAAAUAUUAAAUGUAUUUUAUGGAAUAUUAAACUUUUUAUACAUGAAA